Messenger RNA from Hylaeus volcanicus, 952 nucleotides. Its product is annotated as COMM domain-containing protein 3-like. The record is from RefSeq and is a predicted model, not a curated record. Gene Ontology annotation, biological process: sodium ion transport. The transcript has 4 exons. Lineage: Eukaryota; Metazoa; Arthropoda; Insecta; Hymenoptera; Colletidae. Bases 330 to 905 code for a protein of 191 amino acids.
AAAGAAAAAAUAUUACACAUCCGAAUGUAUUAUAUUUUUUAACAUGGAUGUGUACGUGUGUUUGUGACAGCGCCACAUGUCACUUUCUUCAUAUCUGAUGCAGUCGGUAACCUUAAUUGACGUGACAGACUGUUUUUGUACCAUUACAGCUGUCACCAAAGUUUGUUAAAUACCGCAUGCAUUACAAAAACAAACAUCUUUUAAAAAAUUAAGGAAAUUAAAAAAUGUACAUUGCUGCUCUCCAAAGAUAACCUCUGUGUUCUUGUGUUCAAUAUUACAGAAUUUAUCAAAAUUUUAAUGUUAUCUUCAAAGUGUCGAGGAAUAUAAUAAUGGAGUUGUCAAAAGAUACCAUUGAAGGUCUAACUAAUGUUUUACACACUAGUCAUAUACCUGAAGAUAAUUUUCUACAAAUUUUAGACACAGCUGUCUCUCAGAUAUGUGAAAAUCCUGCUCAAGUAAAAUGCAUCACCAAAGCAACGGAUUCAAAGCCAGUGUUAGCGAAGAAGAUUUUUGCUGACAUGCUAUGCUUGUUCGUAGAAGCAGCCCGUCAUGAUUUCGAUGAAGAAAAGUUAAGAAAUUUCCUAUACCAAGCACAUGUCGACGAAGAAAGGAAAAAGAAAUUAUGUGAAGCAUACAUUAAUAACAAGAAAACAAUACAGUCUCGGUUGGAGUUGAUCGGCAAUAACCCACCGCAUAUCGUCGAUGUAGAUUGGCAUUUAGAUUAUCGCGUCAAGUUGGACACAUGCAAUUUGCUGGGUAUUCCUCUUUAUCACGUGCGACUUAUCACUAAAAAACAUGAAACAAUAAAUCAUGUAACAUUCUCAUGUACAAUACAGCAGCUGCAGGAAUUAAUAUUUAAGCUUAAAGAUGCCAUCAGAUACUCAGAGAAACUAACUAAUGUUUAGCUAUACCUUCAAGUUAUCGAUGUAUUUAAUAUAGUACUACACAUGAA